AUGUCUGAAUCUGUCACAGAUGUUCAACCCGAACCUGUGCCAGAACCUGAGCCAGAACCUGUGCCAGAACCUGAGCCAAAAUCUGAGCCAGAACCUGAGCCAAAAUCUGAGCCAGAACCUGAGCCAGAACCUGAGCCAAAACCUGAGCCAAAAGUUGAUCCCAAAGUUAGUUUAACUGCUGCUCGACCCCCUCCUAGCCCAACAGUUCACACCAGUACUUUUUCAAUUGCUCGAAGCACUUCAGUCUCACCUCGAACCCGUCCUCUUGUUAGUGCUUCUGCCUCACCUGCUCGGUUGACUCCAGCUCUACCACCUGUUCAGGUGACUAUAGCUCAUUUGACUGCAGCUCAACCACCUGCUCACAUGUCUUCAUCUCAGACUGCUUUAAGACCUCAAAAAACAAUCUCAAGGCCUCAGAUCAACAAAACUGAAUCUGGAAAGUCCCUUGAUGAAAAGAAAGGAAAAAGAAAUUUGAAUGACCUGAAGAAGGAAGUGGAUUUGGAUGACCACAAGCUGACUCUGGAGGAGUUAAGCAAAAAGUAUUCUGUUGACCUGACUAAUGGGCUCACCAGCAAACAGGCAAAGGAGUUCCUGCUCCGGGAUGGGCCCAAUGCCCUCACCCCCCCCGCCACCAUUCCUGAGUGGGUCAAGUUCUGUCGUCAACUUUUUGGGGGCUUCUCCAUCCUGCUGUGGAUCGGUGCUGUUCUCUGUUUUUUGGCGUAUGGUAUUCAGAGCUACAUGGAAACGCAAAAUAACAAAGACAAUCUGUUUUUGGGCUUGGUACUGACUGCUGUGGUCAUUGUCACUGGCUGUUUCUCCUAUUUCCAAGAGGCUAAAAGCUCUAUGAUCAUGGAGUCAUUCAAGAACUUGGUGCCAGAGCAAGCUAUUGUGAUACGAGAUGGAAAGAAGUUACAGAUCAAUGUAAGUGAAGUGGUUUUAGGAGACGUAGUAGAGAUAAAGGGUGGAGACCGAAUCCCUGCCGAUCUCCGGAUCAUCUCUUCUCAAGGAUGUAAGGUGGAUAAUUCAUCUCUGACUGGCGAGUCAGAGCCACAAAGCCGUUCUCCUGAGUACAGUGACCCAAAUCCCCUGGAAACCCGUAACAUCUGCUUCUUCUCUACCAACUGUGUGGAAGGAACAGCCAUAGGCGUUGUGAUUUGCACCGGAGACCGUACAGUGAUGGGUCGCAUUGCCUCAUUGACCUCUGGCUUGGAAGCUGGCCAGACCCCUAUUGCUGCUGAGAUUGAACACUUUAUCCACCUGAUCACAGGGGUGGCUAUAUUUCUGGGCAUCACUUUCUUCAUGCUCUCCCUCUUCCUGGGUUACACCUGGCUUCAGGCUGUCAUCUUCCUCAUCGGCAUUAUUGUGGCCAAUGUGCCUGAGGGGCUACUGGCCACUGUCACCGUAUGUCUAACCCUGACAGCCAAGAGAAUGGCUCGGAAGAACUGUCUGGUGAAGAACCUUGAGGCUGUGGAGACCUUGGGAUCCACCUCCACCAUCUGCUCAGACAAGACAGGCACCCUCACCCAGAACCGGAUGACUGUGGCUCACCUCUGGUUUGACAAGGAAAUAUAUGCAGCUGACACCACUGAGGAUGCAACUGGAUCUAAGUUUGACCAGGAUUCUAAAACCUGGCAUAUCUUGGCCCUAAUUGCUGCUAUCUGUAACCGAGCUGAAUUUAAACCAGAUCAGGAACACACCCCUAUCACUAAGAGGGAAACAACAGGUGAUGCUUCUGAAUCAGCCCUACUCAAGUUCAUCGAACAAAGUUAUUCCUCAGUGAUGAAGAUGAGGGAAAAUAACCCCAAGAAGGCAGAGAUCCCCUUCAACUCCACCAACAAGUACCAGUUAUCGAUCCACGUUUGGGAUUCCGAUGACAACAGUCAUGUGCUGGUGAUGAAGGGGGCUCCAGAACGGGUCCUAGAACGAUGCUCCACUAUCCUAAUACAAGGCGAAGAAAAGCCAUUGGACGAAGAAGCUAAAAAUGACUUCCAGAUGGCCUACAUGGAACUGGGAGGGCUAGGGGAACGUGUACUGGGAUUCUGCUUUUUGGACCUCCCUAGUAGUGAAUUCAAUGCCGAAUUUCAGUUUGAUACAGAGGAAAUUAACUUCCCAAUAAGUGACCUUUGCUUUGUGGGGCUCAUAUCGAUGAUUGACCCACCCCGGGCUGCCGUACCUGAUGCAUUAAGCAAGUGCCGAAGUGCAGGAAUCAAGGUAAUCAUGGUAACUGGGGAUCACCCUAUCACAGCCAAGGCCAUCGCCAAAGGUGUUGGAAUAAUCUCUGAGGAUAGUGAGACUGUGGAGGAUAUUGCUGCCCGGCUAGACAUUCCUGUCAGCGAGGUAGAUCCCAGGAAUGCAAAAGCCAUUGUAGUACAUGGCUCACAACUAAAGAAUUUGACAUCAGAGCAGCUAGACCAAAUUCUCCAAGAACACUCAGAGAUCGUCUUUGCCCGAACUUCACCUCAGCAAAAGCUCAUCAUUGUGGAAGGAUGUCAGAGACAGGGUGCCAUUGUGGCAGUGACUGGUGAUGGGGUGAAUGAUUCUCCUGCACUGAAAAAGGCCGACAUUGGCAUUGCCAUGGGUAUCUCUGGCUCUGAUGUUUCCAAGCAUGCAGCUGACAUGAUCCUUCUGGAUGACAAUUUUGCCUCCAUUGUCACUGGUGUGGAGGAAGGCCGACUCAUCUUUGACAAUCUGAAGAAAUCCAUUGCCUAUACCCUGACCAGCAAUAUUCCUGAGAUAAGCCCUUUCUUACUCUUCAUCCUCCUCAACGUACCCCUACCUCUGGGCACUAUCACCAUUCUCUGCAUUGACCUGGGUACUGAUAUGAUCCCUGCAAUCUCCUUGGCCUAUGAAUCAGCGGAGAGUGACAUAAUGAAGCGCAUGCCUAGGAACCCCAAGACAGACAAGCUGGUGAAUCAGCGACUCAUCAGCAUAGCCUAUGGGCAAAUCGGAAUGAUCCAGGCCCUGGCUGGCUUCUUCUCUUACUUUGUGAUCCUGGCAGAGAAUGGUUUCUUGCCUGAUUUUCUGAUAGGCAUCAGGGUUCAUUGGGAUGAUCCAUCUGUAAGUGACCUGGAUGAUAGUUAUGGACAGGAGUGGACCUAUGAGCAGCGGAAGGUGAUAGAGUUCACAUGCCAAACUGCCUUCUUCAUCAGCAUUGUAGAGGUGCAAUGGGCUGACCUCAUCAUCUGCAAGACCCGUAGAAACUCUGUCUUCCAUCAGGGCAUGAGGAACAAAGUUUUGAUCUUUGGGAUAUUCGAGGAGACAUUUCUGGCAGCCUUUCUGUCCUAUUGCCCAGGCAUGGACAAAGCCCUUCGCAUGUACCCUCUCAAAUUUGUCUGGUGGCUCUGCGCUCUCCCCUAUUCUAUACUUAUUUUCCUCUAUGAUGAGAUUCGAAAAUGUCUAAUACGGAAAAGCCCUGGUGGUUGGGUGGAGAAGGAGACAUAUUACUGA
This is a messenger RNA of Gracilinanus agilis (Agile Gracile Mouse Opossum), 3447 nucleotides long. Its product is annotated as sodium/potassium-transporting ATPase subunit alpha-2-like. The transcript is spliced from 22 exons. Gene Ontology annotation, biological process: intracellular sodium ion homeostasis; intracellular potassium ion homeostasis; proton transmembrane transport. Gene Ontology annotation, cellular component: membrane. Gene Ontology annotation, molecular function: P-type sodium:potassium-exchanging transporter activity; ATP hydrolysis activity; ATP binding. Bases 1 to 3447 code for a protein of 1148 amino acids. The record is from RefSeq and is a predicted model, not a curated record. Lineage: Eukaryota; Metazoa; Chordata; Mammalia; Didelphimorphia; Didelphidae.